This is a messenger RNA of Cornus florida, 804 nucleotides long. Its product is annotated as subtilisin-like protease SBT3. The record is from RefSeq and is a predicted model, not a curated record. Gene Ontology annotation, biological process: proteolysis. Gene Ontology annotation, molecular function: serine-type endopeptidase activity. Bases 1 to 804 code for a protein of 267 amino acids. The transcript has a single exon. NCBI's taxonomy places the organism in Eukaryota, Viridiplantae, Streptophyta, Magnoliopsida, Cornales, Cornaceae.
AUGUCUCCAUGGAUACUAAAACCUGAUAUUUUAGCUCCUAGGGUUGAUAUUUUAGCUGCAGGGGUACCCAAUAGAGGAGUUGCACUUAUAGGAGACGAGUAUUUGCUUAGCAAUUUUGAACUCCUCUCUGGCACUUCUAUGGCUUCUCCCCAUGCAGUUGGUGUAGCUGUGCUUCUAAAAACUCUCCACAAGGACUGGAGCCCAGCUGCCUUCCGAUCAGCCAUGAUGACUACUGUUCAUGUGAUUGAUAACACCAAAGGCUCCAUCAUUGACAUGACCAUUGGAGUUGCUGGAACUCCUCUUGAUUAUGGGGCAGGACAUAUUAACCCUGAAAAGGCCAUGGAUCUUGGUCUUGUUUAUGAUAUAGGGGUUCAAGAUUAUAUCAAUUACUUGUGUGGAAUGAACUACACAAGCAAACUAAUUAAGAUCAUCACCAAGCGGUUGAAUUUUAGCUGUGAUAAAGCUGGUCUUGACCUUAAUUAUCUAUCUUUUAUUGUUAUCCUCAACGACACCAACAAUAUGAGUUACACCUUUAACCAGGUAUUAACAAAUGUUGUAGAUAGUCCUUCUACUUAUUGUGCAGUGCUGAAGGCCCCGUCAGGGAUGGAAGUGGUUGUGCAGCCUCCGGUGGUAUGCUUUGCUGGAAAGUAUAGCAAAGCCGAGUUCAAUAUAACGAUAGAGGUCAGCGUUGGAGAUGCUAGUCCACAGAGUGAUUCCAUAGUCAAUUAUGGGUAUUUAAUCUGGAAUGAUGUUAAUGGGACUCAUAUGGUGAGAAGUCCUAUUGUUGUUGCCUAUGCACCUUAA